Messenger RNA from Gilbertella persicaria, 1157 nucleotides. RefSeq lists its product as uncharacterized. Bases 8 to 1045 code for a protein of 345 amino acids. NCBI's taxonomy places the organism in Eukaryota, Fungi, Mucoromycota, Mucoromycetes, Mucorales, Choanephoraceae. The record is from RefSeq and is a predicted model, not a curated record. Gene Ontology annotation, cellular component: cytosol; eukaryotic 43S preinitiation complex; eukaryotic translation initiation factor 3 complex. Gene Ontology annotation, molecular function: translation initiation factor activity; protein binding; metallopeptidase activity. The transcript has 4 exons.
UAAUAAUAUGGCUACCCUUAACACUGAGCCUCUUCGCACUGUUCAACUUGAUGGCUUGGUCGUCUUGAAAAUCAUCAAGCAUUGUCGCGAAUCUUAUCCUAACGAUGUUACUGGUCAACUCUUGGGUUUAGACGACAAGGGCACUUUGGAAGUAACCAACUGUUUCCCUUUCCCUUCUGACGGUGACGAAGAUGCUAGUGCUCAAUAUCAAUUGGACAUGAUGCGUUGUCUUCGUGCCGUCAAUGUCGAUAACAACACUGUUGGUUGGUAUCGUUCUGCUCACUUGGGCAACUUUGUUGAUCUUAGCUUGAUUGAAACCCAGUACAGCUAUCAAAAUUCCCUCAGUGCUCAAUCUGUUGUGCUUAUUCAUGAUGUCUCCAAGAGUUCUGCUCAAGGUAAUUUGAGUUUAAGAGCCUUUAGAUUGCAAGAAAAUUUCAUGAAGGCCUUUGAAGCCAAAAAAUUCACUACUGAAAGCCUUGCACAAGCUAAACUAUCCUUCUCCAACAUCUUUGAGGAAUUACCUGUUCAAAUCCAUAACUCUCACUAUGUGACCAUGAUGCUCCACAACAUUGAAAUGCCUAAAUUAGAAGCUGAUCGUCUUCGAUCACUCUCUACUUUUGCUUCUACUCAGCAAGCUCAAACUGAAAUUGAAGCAGCCAGACCUUUGGCACCCAACUUUGAUGUACUUGAUUUGGAAUUAGAUCCCUUUAUGCAAAAGAACUUGCAAUACUUGUUAGAUUGUGCUGAUGUUCAACAACAAGAACAAAACAACUACCAAUACUGGCAAAGAUCUGUUGCUCGUGAACAAGCCAAGAUGCAAGCAUGGCUCACUAAGCGAAAGCAAGAAAACGCACAACGAGUUGAAAAGGGACAACAGCCUUUACCUGAAGAUGAAGUUAACACAUUGUUCAAGCUUCCUGCUGAACCCAGUCGUUUAGAUUCCAUGAUCUUGAGUGCUCAAAUGCACAACUUUACUAAGCAAAUCAACCAAUUUGCUGGUCCCAGUCUCGCUAGAUUAUACAGUAUUCAAGAAUUACAAAAAUAAAAUCUCAUAUUGUGUGUGUAGUUAUACAUUUGCGCAUGUAAAUACAAGCUUGAAACUGUCUAAAUGACACUUUCCCGUGAUCUUUUGCUAUAUAAAUAUGUAUCGAAUAUGC